AUGCUCACGCUGAACAUUGACUGGUUUCAGUCAUUCGAUGGUGUUAUCUACUCCUGUGGUGCCAUAUAUCUUGCAAUCAAUAAUCUUUCACGCAGUGAGUGGUUCAAGAAGGAGAACGUGAUUCUUGUUAGGUUAAUGCCAGGGCCUAAAGAAGCGAGCACUUCUGACAUAAAUAACUAUCUGAAACUGCUUGUGGAUGAGUUGAUGGAGCUGUACAAAGGUAUUAAGAUUAAGACUCACCAAUGUCCAAAUGGUACUUCUAUCCAAGCAGCCCUUCUCAUGGUUGCCUGCGAUAUACCUGCUGCAAGGAAAGUAUGUGGGUUCACAUUCCAUACAAGUACAAAUGCAUGCCACAAGUGUAAGCAUCAAUUUUCGAGGUUGGCUGGAACGAGUUCCAUUGAUUAUUCUGGAUUUGAUUUCUCAAAGUGGCUCCUUCGCACUAAGAAUGACAAUCAUAAGGAUGCAGAGAUCUGGAGAAAUGCAACCAAACCAACUGAGAGACAGUGUCUUGAAGUUGCACAUGGUGUUCGCUGGUCCGAACUGCAUUGCACUGCCAAAAGAAUGCUGGAGAGAUGGGUUGCGGAUGGAUUAAUCGACGGUAAAAAACUCAUUGCCAUGCAAAAGGCUGUUGAGAAGGUAGUGUUGCCGCCCGAUUACACAUCACUUGGGACAAAGAUUGCCAAGGGAUUUCCCUAUAUGAAGGCUGAUGAGUGGAAGGAUGUGUUGCCGUUGCCAGAGUUCAAGAACUGGAUAGAGUUUGUUAACGCAUGCAGAUACUUCACCAAGCCUAGUGUUUCUGAAGAAGACAUUGAGAAAGGAUACAAAUGCUUAGAAGAAUUCUGUAAAGGGUGUGAGACAUUGUACGACCUGGAUCUUCUCUCUCCCAACAUGCACCUGCAUCUGCACUUACACCAAACAAUGAUUGACUUUGGGCCUGUCUAUGGAUAUUGGCUUUUCAGCUUUGAAAGGUACAAUAGUGUCCUGAGAAAUAUCAAAACCAAUUGA
Phycomyces blakesleeanus NRRL 1555(-) is the source of this 1005-nucleotide messenger RNA. RefSeq lists its product as hypothetical. The transcript has 3 exons. The record is from RefSeq and is a predicted model, not a curated record. Bases 1 to 1005 code for a protein of 334 amino acids. NCBI's taxonomy places the organism in Eukaryota, Fungi, Mucoromycota, Mucoromycetes, Mucorales, Phycomycetaceae.